This is a messenger RNA of Vigna unguiculata (cowpea), 1024 nucleotides long. RefSeq names its product plastid ribosomal protein l11 (gene PRPL11). Gene Ontology annotation, cellular component: cytosolic large ribosomal subunit; ribosome. The record is from RefSeq and is a predicted model, not a curated record. Gene Ontology annotation, biological process: translation. Lineage: Eukaryota; Viridiplantae; Streptophyta; Magnoliopsida; Fabales; Fabaceae. Gene Ontology annotation, molecular function: structural constituent of ribosome; large ribosomal subunit rRNA binding.
AAUCUUCUACUUCUACAUAGAUAUAUCUUCCUCAAGCCUUAUCCAUCAAUUUGAGUUCAGUUUCUGCGGCGAGUGACGAACGCUUCUACAAUGGCGACGCUCACGUUUUUCUCUUCCGCUAAAACCCUAACACUACCCUAUCAACCCAAAACGGCAAUCUCCAAUUUGAGUUCCUCUUCUUCUUCAUUUUUUUCCACUUCUGUUAAAUUCUCCUUAACCUCUUCUGCUCCAAUUCGAAGGCGCUUCAAUGUCAUUGCCAUGGCUCCCCCUAAACCCGGUGGGAAGGCGAAGAAAGUGGUUGGAGUUAUAAAGCUGGCUCUUGAAGCUGGGAAGGCUACACCCGCUCCUCCCGUUGGCCCUGCUCUUGGAUCCAAGGGUGUCAAUAUUAUGGCUUUCUGCAAGGAUUACAACGCUAGAACCGCUGAUAAACCCGGUUAUGUCAUUCCUGUGGAAAUCACAGUCUACGACGAUAAAAGCUUUACUUUUAUAUUGAAGACCCCACCUGCUUCGGUUCUACUUCUUAAAGCCGCUGGGGUGGAAAAGGGUUCAAAAGACCCCAAGACGGAAAAGGUAGGAAAGGUCACAAUUGAUCAAUUGCGUACAAUUGCUGCUGAAAAGCUGCCAGACUUGAAUUGCUCGACUAUAGAAUCAGCUAUGAGAAUUAUAGCUGGCACUGCGGCAAAUAUGGGGAUUGUGGUUGAUCCUCCAGUUCUUGAACCGAAACAGAAGGAAUUUGUGUAGUAAAGUUUCGGUUUGGCCAAGUGGUGAAUCUUCAGAAAUAGCAGUAGACUUUUCAACAGUCUAUGCCUUACUUGUGAAGAAUUUUCUCCUAAAAGUCAACUAUGAAUGUUUACCCCGUCAUUUCUUUAUGGUAUUUGAAUGAAUCAAUGUUUUUGUAUUUAUGUAGAAUACCUCUCUAAUAUCUGAUGCUAUUUUUGCCAUUUUUUCCUUAAAAUUUUGGGAAUUCUGUCGUUUCUGACCAGAUCAGUUUUGGAACGUGUUUCUUAUUCUUUUUGCUGUUGAA